Tarenaya hassleriana is the source of this 933-nucleotide messenger RNA. RefSeq lists its product as uncharacterized. Gene Ontology annotation, cellular component: nucleus. The coding region runs from base 1 to 933 and encodes 310 amino acids. Lineage: Eukaryota; Viridiplantae; Streptophyta; Magnoliopsida; Brassicales; Cleomaceae. The record is from RefSeq and is a predicted model, not a curated record. The transcript has 2 exons.
AUGGGUACGACGAGAUCGGAAGUGAACCACUUGGUUGCUGCUGCAAUAAAGCUGGCCAGUGCGAUCAGACCAGCCGACGAUCCCAAGAACACGACACACAUCGCCAGAUUCAUCCAUGUCCUGAAACAGAUAAAGGGGUUGUCUCUCUCCGCCGAAUCUCUUCGCUCGAGUGCCGUACAAAAGUUGCAGGGUCUGAAAAACCAUAGGAGCCAAAAGAUACGGACAGAGAUUUUGGAGAUGUUUGAAGCGGCGAAUAAAUCGGCCGACGCGGCCAACGUGAAGGGCAUUCUCUUGGGACAGGCAGAGACGUCUCGAUGCGUAGAAACAAUGUCAAAGCUAACGGCUUUUUCGGUAAGGAGGAAAGUUCUUGAAGAAAACCGCCUCGUGGAGAAGCUUCAACAUCUCACCAAGCAUAAGAACCGCAAGAUUCGCUCUGCCGCAUCUCAUCUGCUUCACCAUUGGAGCGAGAGAACAACGGAUCAAGAACAGAAAGAUUCUGCCCUUAAGAAGAAUCCCGACUGCAAAGCUGUUCAGACAAGGCCUUCCCCUCCUACCCAGAUGAAGAAGAAGAAGCUGCAGCAGAAUGAUCCGAUGGAAGUUUCCGGAAAGCCGAGGGAAUCAGCGGUGGAAAGGGUCGAGAACAAGAGAGAGGGAUCAAUGGAAAGAAGUGAUGUAUUGGAGGUGUUUGAAAUAGCAAAGAAAGCAGCAGAUGCGGCCAAUGUGAAAGGCAUGCUCUUGGGUGAAUCCGAGGCAUUGCGAUGUGUGGAUGCUCUGUCAAAGCUCAAGACUUUACCUGUGGAGAUGGGGAUUGCGGAAGCAAACCGUUUGAAAAAGAGACUGGAGAAUCUCACGAAGCACAACAACAGAAGGAUCCGCUCUUCUGCCACUGCCCUUCUUCGGCAUUGGAGGAUCCAACGUACGGCCGUGCCUUAG